Parasteatoda tepidariorum (common house spider) is the source of this 3241-nucleotide messenger RNA. RefSeq lists its product as uncharacterized. The record is from RefSeq and is a predicted model, not a curated record. Lineage: Eukaryota; Metazoa; Arthropoda; Arachnida; Araneae; Theridiidae. Gene Ontology annotation, biological process: regulation of transcription by RNA polymerase II. Gene Ontology annotation, molecular function: DNA-binding transcription factor activity, RNA polymerase II-specific; RNA polymerase II cis-regulatory region sequence-specific DNA binding.
CGGAAACGUUGACAAAUUUUAUCUUAUUCUCAAAUUUAUAAGACUCAAAUUUAUUGCAUUCAUAGUAAUGGAAAAUCUAUAGAAAGUGCUUUAAAAGGGUUAUUUCCAUGCAGGAAUGAUAAAAUAGCAUUUUCUGUGUGCUGACAGUAAAUAAAAUUCAAGCUGCCCAAAUAUUUAAAAAAAAAUUAUAUUUUUUGUUCGAUUCAUGUAUUUAAUAAUCUAUUCAUGCAGAAGGAGAUAUUAUUAUUGAACGCAAUAUCUUUCUGUUUUGGCAAUAGCAUUCUUUGUUGUGACAAUGGUAAAAGGUAUUUGGGCAAAGUGUGACACAUAGUUACAAUGAUUCCAAGUGUAGUUACUAAUUGUUCUAAAUAAAAAGAUUGCAAUGAGAAGUAAUUUCAUUUAAAUGUUUUGUGCUCAUAAUAUAGGAAUAGUUUUCGUAAUAUGUGCUAUUGAAGGCACCUUUGUGCUAUUAAAUGAUUAACUUUAGUUGUGAAAAUUAUUUUGAAAUAUUGCCUUCAUUUUAGUUAAUAAAUAAUUAUUUAACCAUUAUCUAAUUAUAGCUAUUUGUGUCAAAUAAAAAAAGAAAAAUUUUUAUUUUGAAUAGAAAAUCUAUAAUUUUUCUUCUAUUUAUGCAUUUCUGUUUUAAUACCAAUGCAAAGUGGAUUUAUGUCUUCAUUUCUUGCUGCAUAUUUAUGAUUGUUAUUCUAGAGAUCUAACUCAACUACCCUUAUGAUUCUUGCUCUAGUAACCCAUGCAAAAGUGCUUUACAACAAGAUUUUGCAUAGUAUUCGGGUCGUGUAGUGAUUUAAUUUUUGAAGUCAUCAAGGAAAGAUCCACAGUUAAUACGGGUCAUAUAAGCAUAUAUCUUAUUUCUUGCAUUUCAUGUAGUUAGAAUUUUUCUUCAAAUUAAUUACAUUGUUAAAUCUUAUUUGUGCAGUCUGAGCAAGUAAAGUUUUUCUCAGAAAAGUAAACAUAUACUGCAAAAGUGUUUUUCAUCCUGUAAAAUAACCUUAUUCUUAUGAUAUAUGUAACUAGAUUUUUUUCAAAAAGAAGUCUAACUAAACACUGCGAAAUUCAUAAUGGUGUGAAAUCCUUUUCUUGUAGUAUAUGUAAUAAGAGAUCUUCUGAGUAAAUAAAAACAAUCUCGUUCAAAUGGGUGAGAUGCCUUAUUCUUGUAGUAUAUGUAAUAGGAUAUUUUCAGGUAAAUCUAAUUUGACUAAACAUAGCAGUGUUCAUACUGGUGAAAAGCCUUAUUCUUGUAGUGUAUGUAAUAAGAGUUUUUCACGAAGAAGUCUACUGACUGAACACAAUCAUGUUCAUACAGGUGAAAAGCCUUAUUCCUGUAGUACAUGUAAUGAGAGAUUCUCACAAAAAAGUAAACUGACUGAGCACAUUCGUGUUCAUACUGAAGAGGAACCUUAUUCUUGUAGCACAUGCAAUAAGAAAUAUUCAAGUAGAGGUAGUUUGACUAAACAUAGUCGUGUUCAUACCGGUGAGAAACCUUAUUCUUGUAGUAUAUGCAAUAAGAGAUUUGCAACUAGAGGUAAUUUGAAUCAACAUAGCCGUGUUCAUACCGGUGAGAAACCUUAUUCUUGUAGUUCUUGUGAUAAGAGUUUCUCUCAAAAAAGUGCACUGACUCAACAUAUUCGUGUUCAUACAGGUGAGAAGCCUUAUUCUUGUAGUACAUGUAAUAAGAGUUUCACACAGAAACGUAAUCUGACUGAACAUAGUCGUCUUCAUACAGGUGAGAAGCCUUAUUCUUGUAGUACAUGUAAUACGAGUUUCUCAGUAAAAAAAGCACUGACUGAACACAUUCGUGUUCAUACUGGCAAGAAACCUUAUUCUUGUAGUAUAUGUAAUAAGAGAUAUUCAAGUAGGUCUAGUUUGACUUACCAUAGUCGUGUUCAUACUGGUGAGAAGCCUUAUUCUUGUAGUUCUUGUAAUAAGAGUUUCAUACACAAAAGUGCACUGACUGCACACAUUUGUGUUCAAACUGGCGAGAAACUUUAUUCUUGUAGUAUUUGUAAUAAGAGUUUUUCACGAAGAGGUGUAUUGACUUUACACUAUCGUGUUCAUACAGGUGAGAAACUUUAUUCUUGUGGUAUUUGUAAUAAGAGUUUCUCACGAAGAGGUAUACUGACUUUACACCAUCGUGUUCAUACAGGUGAGAAGCCUUUUUCUUGUAGUUCUUGUGGUAAGUGUUUCUCACAAAAAGGUGCACUGACUGGACAUGGUCGUGUUCAUACAGGUGAGAAGCCUUAUUCUUGUAGUACAUGUAAUAAGAGUUUCUCACAGAAACGUAGUCUGACUGAACAUAGUUGUGUUCAUGCGCGUGAGAAGCCUUAUUCUUGUAGUACAUGUAAUAAGAGAUUUUUACGAAGAGAUGAACUGACUAAACACAAUCGUGUUCAUACAGGUGAGAAGCCUUUUUCUUGUAGUUUUUGUGAUAAGAGUUUCUCACAAAAAAAUACACUGAGAGCACAUAUUCGUGUUCAUACUGACGAGAAACCUUAUUCUUGUAGCACUUGUAAUAAGAGUUUUUCUCAAAACGCUACUCUAUAUAAGCACAUUCGAGUUCAUACUGGUGAGAAACCUUAUUCUUGUAGUAUAUGUAAUAAGAGUUUUUCAGAAAGAGCUCGUUUGACUGAACAUAGUCGUGUUCAUACCGGUGAGAAACCUUAUUCUUGUAGUAUAUGUAAUAAGAGUUUUUCAUACCUUGGUCUACUGACUAUACACAAUCAUGGUCAUACAGGUGAAAAGCCUUUUUCUUGUAGUGUAUGUAAUAAGAGUUUUUCACAAAGUUCUAGUUUGACUGUACAUAGUCGUGUUCAUACAGGUGAGAAGCCUUAUUCUUGUAAUAUGUGUCAUAAGAGAUUUUCAACUAGAUCUAAUUUGACUAAACAUAGUCGUGUUUAUACUGGUAAAAAAACCUUGUUCUUGUAGUGUAUGUAAUAACAGUUUUUCACAAAAAAGUAAACUGACUGAGCACAGUCGAGUUUAUACUGGUGAGAAGCCUUAUUUUUGUAUCAUAUGUAAUAAGAGAUUUUUAAUGAGGAGAAAUUUGACCCUACAUAGUCAUAUUCGUACUGGUGAGAAACUUAUUCUUGUGUUAUAUGUAAAAAGAGCUUCUCACAUGGAAUUACACUGACUCAACACAGGCAAUUUACUGGUGAGAAACCUUAUUCUUGUAGUGUAUGUAACAAGAGUUUUACACAAAGAGGUCAACUUAUUGAGCACAGUG